Molecule: messenger RNA, 1898 nt
Organism: Notolabrus celidotus (New Zealand spotty)
Lineage: Eukaryota; Metazoa; Chordata; Actinopteri; Labriformes; Labridae
Product: G2/M phase-specific E3 ubiquitin-protein ligase-like
Exons: 8
Coding region: 95-1567 (490 amino acids)
Biological process (GO): proteasome-mediated ubiquitin-dependent protein catabolic process; positive regulation of protein catabolic process; protein polyubiquitination
Cellular component (GO): nucleus
Molecular function (GO): ubiquitin-protein transferase activity
Source: RefSeq, a predicted model, not a curated record
UACAGCGCCACUGUCCCCAAGGGAAAGUGAGCUCCACUAUCAGGACCCAGAAGACCUCAGUGAUGAUGGGAGUGAUAAUGGCAGACAGGAAGAAAUGUCAUUGCACCAAGACAGAAUGCAUGAUCCAGUGUCUUCUUCACCAAUGGAAAGUGAGGCCAGACAUCAGGAGACAGGGGGAAGCACUCUAGAGAGUGAAAACGAGGGACAGGCAGAAGACUUGGGGCAGUUGUUUCCUUAUAACUUGGCAGAAUUUGUCCCUGUUUAUCUAGAGGAAGAUGAUGCUCUUGAAGAGGCAAUUCAGCGUAGUCUCCUGGAAGAGUCGGACAUGCCUAGUUCUGUUCAUGUUGUUAGGUCCUCUGAGAUGCUCAGCAGAGAAGAGAUUGCAGGCCUUCUGAAAGCUCAUAGUGAGAGAGUUGUAUCAGCAGGAACAAGACAAGUCCAUAUCAGUCGCGCAAAUGUGUGGAUCACAGCUUUGCGUCCGUUUAAAAGACCAAGUUUUGUGGAAAGCCAUGACAUGCUCUAUGUCAAAUUUGCCAGUGAUGAGCAAGAUGCUGAGGAAGAUGCUGCUGACUUUGGUGGACCCAGACGAGAGUUUUUCCGUUUACUGGUGAAGGCUAUCUUCCAAGACAGCGGAGCUUUUGAAGGCACCCCAAAUGGAUGUGCCCCAAGAUUGAACAUUCUCCACUUGCAACAAGGAGUGUACCGAACCAUUGGCAGAAUGAUGUCAACGAUAAUUGUACAAGGAGGUGAACCACCAGCGUUUCUGUCCCCACAUGUUGUGGACUACAUCGUGUCGGGUGACGUCCUCCAAGUACACGUCACACUUGACAAUAUAGGUGACCCUGGGUUAAGGGAGAACCUCAAAAAGGUUAAACAUGCAGCCACGCAGGAGGAUUUGGAGGAAGCCGUCAGCUGCUGUGACUCAUGGCGAUUUCAAGUCGAAGGUCUCCCACUAACUGUCACCAUGUCCAACAGAGAUGCGUUUGUGAAAAAUGCAGCUCUGUACCAUGCCAUUCUGCAACGGCAGAGCUGUCUUGAUCAACUCACUGAUGGCUUGUCUUACUAUGGGGUAUUGUCCCUCUUGAGAGAGAACCCCUGCUUGCGUGUACUGCUUGACAAACCAGAGGAAGGCCAAGAGCUGGGAGCCAACUUCAUUGCUGGUGUCCUCAAGCCAAGCUACUCUGUUUUGGGGAGUAACAGGAGAGCUAAGGAGGAGAUGACGGUGGUAAAAUUUCGGGAAUUUCUACAGUGUGUGGAAAAUAAAGAACUGCAAGAUGCAUUUGGAGACAGAACUCUAACCAAGGACGAGGAGGCGUUCCUGAAGGCUUUGAGCCCCGGUCACAUCCUGGCAUUUGCUACAGGAAGCAGCAAGGUCCCUGCCAUCGGUUUUCAUCCAACCCCUAAAGUUACAUUUAUUCACGAUGAAAGCAAAAAUUUCCCUAUUGCACAUACAUGUGCUAAUGAGCUUCAGCUUUUUGUGAACACAAAAUUAAUGGCUGAUGAUGAUGAAUUUCACUACUGCUUCCUGGUAGCACUGAUGAAUGGGUCUUUAUUCAGCACCAUCUGAAGAAAUGAAAUGAAAACUAGUCCCUUAGAUUUGUCAUGCACAGAAAAGCAUUAACAAAUGUAGGUCAGGCCUGAUAUGUUUGAAGCACCAGCUACGUUUUUUUCUCUGAUGUUCAGAUGUUAAUUCAUUUUUUUGUGUUGUGUGUUUUCAUGUGUAAAGUUUAAUGAAUCACAUGUGCUUUAUGGGACUCCAUAGGUUCAAAAUGAAAGUUUAACAUGACUGCAUUUGUGUUCCUUAAGCAUUACUACUUAUUACUGUGGUUGUUAUAUUUCAAUAGCCCUUCUAUGUUAAUGCUUCAUGGGAAAAUGGAGUAAACAGGAAUAUAAAGGAA